Messenger RNA from Astrephomene gubernaculifera, 576 nucleotides. The record is from the annotation of a GenBank genome assembly. NCBI's taxonomy places the organism in Eukaryota, Viridiplantae, Chlorophyta, Chlorophyceae, Chlamydomonadales, Astrephomenaceae.
UAGUGCGUGGCGCCACCUUCCUGUGGUGGGUGCUGCGGGCUUCGGAGCGGCUGCGCCGGCGCGCGCUGCACAACGUGCUGCACGCGCCCAUGGGGUUCUUCCUGGUGACGCCGGUGGGCGACCUGCUGCUCAACUUCACCAAGGACCAGGACCUGAUGGACGAGAAUCUGCCCGACUCCAUCCACUUCAUGGGCAUCUACGGCCUCAUCCUCAUCGCCACCACCAUCACCGUCUCCGUCACAAUCAACUUCUUCGCCGCCUUCACCGGCGCCCUCAUCCUCAUGACGCUGCUCAUGCUCUCCAUCUACCUGCCCGCGGCCACCGGCCUCAAGAAAACGCGCGCCACCAGCGGCGGAGCACUGGUGGGCCUCGUGGCGGAGACACUGGAGGGGCUGAGUGUGGUUCAGGCGUUCAACAAGCAAGAUUACUUCAUUCGGGAGGCGGCGCGGCGCAUCGAUGUGACCAACAAUGCGGUGUUCAACGCCGAGUCGCUCAACCUGUGGCUUGCGUUUUGGUGCGACCUGAUUGGAGCGUGCCUGGUGGGCGUGGUGUCGGCGUUUGCGGUGGGCAUGAAGG